AUGAAGCUGACAGCAUCCUGUUCACUAAAAAAAAAAAUAAACAGGAGUCUCCUCGCGCUCUCCGUGGCUGUUAGAGCCUGCCCGGGCCGGGAUAGGGGCCUUGUGCUCUCCGCAGCGGUCAGAGCCUGGUCGGGCUGGAACGGCAGCGGCUUCGCUGUCCACAGAAUUUUCUGUACAGCAACUCGACAGAAAAAUGCUGGACAAAGCCACGAUGAUGACCAAAGCCAGAUUCAGAAUGCAGACAAAGCAGAACCCAGUCCAGCAGAGAAAAUACUUGUGGAGGAAAAGAAUAAGCUGGAGGAGCAACGGAAGGACCUUACAGACAGGUAUAAACGAGCACUAGCAGAUGCUGAAAAUAUACGUCAAAGGAGCCAAAAACUGGUUGAAGAAGCUAAAUUAUAUGGUAUUCAAGGAUUCUGCAAAGACUUGUUGGAGGUGGCAGAUAUUAUUGAAAAAGCAACAGAAAGUGUGCCGAAAGAAGAGAUCUCAGGACAGAACCCGCAAUUGAAGAGUCUAAUCAUGACCGAAGGACAAAUUCAGAAAGUGCUUUGCAAGCAUGGUCUCAUCAAGUUGAACCCUCUUGGAGCAAGAUUUGAUCCAUGUGAACAUGAAGCUCUUUUCCACACUCCAGUGGAAGGAAAAGAGCCUGGUUCAGUGGCACUGGUGACCAAGAUAGGGUACAAGCUUCAUGGACGCACCCUUCAAACAGCACUAGUUGGUGUUGUCAAAGGAACAGAAUAACUAUAUUUAGGACUG
Molecule: messenger RNA, 756 nt
Organism: Chiloscyllium plagiosum (whitespotted bambooshark)
Lineage: Eukaryota; Metazoa; Chordata; Chondrichthyes; Orectolobiformes; Hemiscylliidae
Source: RefSeq, a predicted model, not a curated record